AACUGGGCAAUUUACGUCAAAUACUAGUUUACUCCUUUUCUUGCAUCAACGACUUUCAGUGUUCGCUUGCUUGUAGAUUUGAGGCAUUGAUCAAAGAAACAAAAAGGAGUAUUAGGUCACCUAACACAGAAACAAAAUCCAGCUCUAGUUUUAAGGAUCAGAGUAACUUUUGAAGUUCAUAAAACUUCAAAAUCCAGCGUCAGAUCUCACUGUCCAAAAUCCCACGUUUAAAAAGUUUUGAAACUCAAAACUGUGAGGUCUCUGUUUCUACAACAAUCAUCUAUUUUGUCUUCUGUAAACUAACAUACACAUUUGGUUAAUGAUUUUUUUAUUAUCAUUUGCAGAACAAGAAUAUAUAUAAAUUUCUCUUGAAGUUCUGUUCUAACAUUGUAAGUUGCUGCUGCUUAUAUGCAAGUGUUAUCAGAAAACUCUUUUCUGGAAGCCUUGUUAAUUGUUCUUAGUGUUCUGGGUCUUUCUUGUUGUUCUUUCUGUGUUGCUCUUUAAAAAGGGAUCUGGGUCACAAUAUUCUUCAUCCAGGACACUCUGAAUCUUGAAAAUUCUCAUUUUCUCGCUUAAUAGGUGAUCAAGAAUAUACCCUUUUUUAAUCUGGGUGUAUGUGAUUUUUUUCAAGUCUUGAUUUUUAGCUUAAAGGGUAUCCAAGAUUCCUAAAUUAUAAUUGUGAACACUACAGUUUGCUAAAAUUAUCAUCAAAAAGACAAUAUGGUAGCAGGAAAUAACCUCUUCUUCCCAGUAAUUGUGUUAGCUUCAUGCGUUGCUAUUCUAUUUAUAGCCUUUGGUGGCUUGUGGUCUGAGCAUACCCAGAAGAAGGUGAGUUUUGUGAAAAGAAAUGGGACCCAUUUCAUUGUAGACGGUGGAGUUUUCUAUGUUAAUGGCUGGAAUUCAUACUGGUUGAUGGACCAUGCUGUAAAUGAUCACGGCAAACAUACAAUCAAAGCGAUGCUGCAAGCAGGUGCGAAGAUGGGUCUGACUGUUUGUCGAACUUGGGCUUUUAAUGAUGGUGAUUACAAUGCACUCCAGAUUUCCCCUGGUCAAUUUGAUGAGAAAGUAUUUAGGGCACUGGACUAUGUCAUAGCGGAAGCCAGGCGACAAGGAGUCAGGCUGCUGCUUGCUUUAGUCAAUAAUUUGGAAGCUUAUGGCGGUAAAACUCAAUAUGUCAAGUGGGCAUGGGAAGAGGGCCUUGGUUUGACAUCUUCAAAUGAUUCAUUUUUCUAUGAUCCUUCCAUCCGUCGCUAUUUCAAGGACUAUAUAAAGACAGUUUUGACAAGGAAGAACACUAUCACAGGAGUUGAGUACAGAGAUGAUCCCACCAUUUUUGGUUGGGAAUUGAUCAAUGAGCCCCGAUGCGCGACUGAUGCUUCAGGCAACACCCUCCAAGACUGGAUAGAAGAGAUGUCGACCUUCCUAAAAACAAUUGACAGUAAGCACCUACUCACUGUGGGUCUUGAAGGAUUCUAUGGUCCUAAAAGUCCAAAAAGAUUUACUGAAAAUCCAGAGUUAUGGGCAUCAGAACUUGGAACUGAUUUUAUUCGGAACUCCAUGAUCCCUACCAUCGACUUUGCUUCUGUUCAUAUAUACCCCGACCACUGGACUCCUUUGAAAGAUCUCGAGUACAAACUAAAUUUUGUCUCAACAUGGAUGCAGUCCCACAUUGAAGAUGGUGAGAAAGAGCUCAUGAAACCUAUCAUGUUUACUGAAUUCGGAUUGUCCAGUGAGAACCAGGGUUUUAACCCAGCUCAGCGGGAUAGGUUCUACAAAAUUGUUUUCGACAUUAUAUACAACUCUGCAAAGAACAAAGGACCUGGAGCAGGAUCCUUUCCGUGGCAAUUCCUUGUCAGAGGAACGGAAGAGUACAAUGAUGAAUUUGGAAUAGUUCCCUGGGAGAUUCCAUCCACAUAUAAGCUAAUAACUAAACAAUCUUGUGGAGUAGCACGGACACGAGGAGUUAUGCUUUGGCAGACAGAACACUUGAAACAGUUGUGUUCGCAUUGAUCAUGAGUUUCAAGUUAUAACCAAUAUUGUUAUUAUAUAAAUUGAAUUGUGCAGGAUGCUACGGGUGGAUAUUAGUUUUGUACAACAUCGUUCAUUGUAUAGGUAUAUGUGAUUCAUUUUGGUGGAUAUUAGUUUUGUACAACAUCAUUCAUUGUAUAGGUAUAUGUGAUUCAUUUUGGUUUGAAAGAAGAAGGAAAAGGAUAUAUGUAAGUAUGUAACCAUGUUUGUGAAUUGCUUUUUAUCAUGUAUGUAAUAAUAUUUUCUGUAAUUUUGUAAUAUGUAAUAGUAUGAAUCUUCUAUCAUUUUUCGUAAUGCA
Daucus carota subsp. sativus is the source of this 2326-nucleotide messenger RNA. RefSeq names its product mannan endo-1,4-beta-mannosidase 2. Gene Ontology annotation, molecular function: mannan endo-1,4-beta-mannosidase activity. The record is from RefSeq and is a predicted model, not a curated record. NCBI's taxonomy places the organism in Eukaryota, Viridiplantae, Streptophyta, Magnoliopsida, Apiales, Apiaceae. Bases 721 to 2010 code for a protein of 429 amino acids. The transcript is spliced from 5 exons.